Messenger RNA from Toxoplasma gondii ME49, 285 nucleotides. RefSeq lists its product as hypothetical. NCBI's taxonomy places the organism in Eukaryota, Apicomplexa, Conoidasida, Eucoccidiorida, Sarcocystidae. Bases 1 to 285 code for a protein of 94 amino acids. The record is from RefSeq and is a predicted model, not a curated record. The transcript is spliced from 2 exons.
AUGCUCCGUAGAAGGUCGGGACUUCGAGAAAGUAAAGACCUUAGCUACUCUUGGAGUUCGAGAGGCUCAGAGACACCUACGUACGGCUCAGAUAAAGACGGUCAAAGUAUCGGGUGGAAUUCGACUUUUGUGGGAGCGGAUUUACCCUCAUUUGCAGAGAAACUCUCUGCUCUUCUAUGCCUUCCUCAUUCCCGUUUCUUCGACGCAUGUUGCCUCCACGGCGCGCAUGUGUGCGUCGACCCGUUUGUUUGUUCCAACAAGGCGAACGCGUGCCGGUUUCUCUAG